Molecule: messenger RNA, 1413 nt
Organism: Talaromyces rugulosus
Lineage: Eukaryota; Fungi; Ascomycota; Eurotiomycetes; Eurotiales; Trichocomaceae
Exons: 1
Coding region: 1-1413 (470 amino acids)
Biological process (GO): conidium formation; sexual sporulation resulting in formation of a cellular spore; regulation of conidium formation
Source: RefSeq, a predicted model, not a curated record
AUGUCUGGCUGUAUGGGCCAUGUCCGAGAACAAAAGCCUACCUUCAAUGAGGCCAAUAAUGAUAUGCGAAUUGACACAGAAUCCCAACAGAAACCUCGUCGGCUACGCAGUAGUUAUCAUUUCCUCCGAUACACCGCUCUCAAUGUUUACCGACGACUUUUCUCCAUUGUUUUUGUCGCCAAUUUAGCCGUAUUCAUUGCAAUUAUGAUCAUGGACCGGUCUGUCCUGGCUUUUGUCAAUGCAACAGCAGCCAAUUUGACUGCCUGUGGUCUGGCCCGCCAACCUCUCGUGGUGAACUCGAUCUACCGAGUGGUUUGCUCUGUGCCUCGAUCUGCUCCGCUAUGGAUUCGUCGGGUAGCCGCAAAGGCCUUCCAUUUCGGUGGCGUGCAUAGCGGCUGCGGCGUUGCAUCACUCCUCUGGUACAUCGGACUGGUUGUCUUGGUUUCUCUCCAGUACUGGGUCCCAGUCGAGAAAACAGGAGAGGCACUAGUCACACUGCCAACCGCAGUAGUGGUGCUAGCCUAUAUCAUCCUAAUACUUUUGUUGUCGAUUGUCGUGGUUGCAUACCCAGUUUUUCGAUUCCACCAUCACGACUAUUUUGAGUUAACUCACCGCUUCUUGGGAUGGACCGUGAUUCUACUGUUCCUGGCUCUACUACUGGUGUUUUCCGACAACGCGCGGCGCCUGUCCGGAAACCUAAGCCUCGGACAAUAUCUCGUUCGCCUCCCCGCCUUUUGGCUACUUUUUGUUGUUAUCGCAGCCAUCAUUCACCCAUACUUGCUACUCCGGAAAGUACGGGUUCGGCCUGAGUUGCUGUCAAACCACGCGAUCAGGCUGCAUAUGGAUCACACAACUACAUCGUUUGGAAAAGGAAUCCAGCUAUCCAAGCAUCCGCUGCGGGAUUGGCAUUCCUUUGCAACCUUCCCAGACAGCCCAGCGGGUGACUCAUUUUCCAGUCUUGUGUCCAAGGCAGGUGACUGGACGUCAGACACCAUUGUCAAUCCGCCGACUCACUUGUGGAAGCGCGGGGUUCUGCUUCAUGGCUUCGCGUACGUUAUGGGCAUGUUCAACCGCAUCAUUGUCGUUACGACGGGCUCCGGUAUUGGACCUUGUCUCUCGUUCCUUGGCGAUAGCAACCGGCCAGCCAUGCGCGUCCUGUGGCAAACGAGAUCCCCGUUCGAGACGUAUGGACAGGGCAUCAUGGACUUGGUCAAAGAAAUGGAUCCCGAUCCGCUAGUCAUGGAUACCAAUAAAACAGGGCGCGUCGAUAUGGUCUCUGUCGUCGAGCAGCUCAUGCAUGAGUUCCGUGCCGAGGCCGUGUGCGUGAUUAGCAAUCCCAGGCUAACCAAGAAGCUGGUCUUUGAGCUCGAGACACGCGGUGUGGUGGCGAUGGGACCCAUUUUUGAUUCGUAG